Arabis nemorensis is the source of this 1206-nucleotide messenger RNA. Lineage: Eukaryota; Viridiplantae; Streptophyta; Magnoliopsida; Brassicales; Brassicaceae. The record is from the annotation of a GenBank genome assembly.
AUGGACCUCGCCGGAGAAAUCGCCUCCACCGUUGCUUCUUCUUCUUCCUCCUCCGUAUCAUCAAUCGACACAAGCCACGACUGCGAUUCGCCACGCGGCGGAGAUGUAGAUCACGAAUUGAUUUCUUCGUCGUCAUCGGUGUCGGUUUCGGUUUCUUCGUCGUCUUCUGCUUCAAUCCAGCGAGUUCUCAGUUUAAUCCGAUCUGAAGAUCUCGAUUCGAGGUUGUUUGCCGCUAGAGAAAUCCGUCGGCUCACGAAGACGUCACAUCGAUGCCGCCGACACUUUUCCCAAGCCGUCGAACCUCUCGUUUCGAUGCUCCGAUUUGAUUCGCCUGAAUCGCACCACGAGGCGGCUUUACUCGCUCUCCUUAACCUCGCCGUCAAAGACGAGAAGAAUAAGGUGAGCAUAAUUGAAGCUGGUGCUUUAGAUCCAAUCAUCAACUUCUUACAAUGUCAUAGCCCAACACUUCAAGAGUAUGCUUCUGCAUCUUUGCUCACUCUCUCCGCUUCUGCAAACAACAAACCAAUCAUUGGAGCCAAUGGAGUGAUUCCUCUAUUAGUCAAAAUUGUUACACAUGGAAGCCCACAAGCUAAAGCUGAUGCAGUAAUGGCCCUUUCCAACCUCUCUACACACCCCACUAACCUAAGCAUGAUCCUAGCGACCAAACCACUCUCGCCGAUACUGAAACUUCUCAAAUUAUGUAAAAAAUCAUCAAAAACAUCUGAGAAAUGUUGUUCUCUGAUAGAAUCCUUGAUGGUUUCUGGCGAGGAGGCGAGAACGGGGUUAGUUUCAGAAGAAGGGGGAGUAUUCGCCGUGGUGGAAGUACUUGAAAACGGGUCAUUACAAGCUCGGGAACACGCUGUUGGCGUGCUUUUAACGCUCUGCCAAAGCGAUAGGAGUAAAUACAGAGAGCCAAUUCUUAGAGAAGGUGUAAUACCAGGACUGCUCGAGCUCACAGUUCAAGGUACAUCGAAAUCUCGGACUAAAGCUCAAAGACUUCUCUGUUUACUAAGGAACUCGGAAAGCCCGAGAUCAGAGGUUCAACCCGAUACAAUAGAAAACAUAGUGUCGAGCUUAAUCUCUCAUAUAGACGGAGAUGAUCAAUCCGGUAAAGCUAAGAAGAUGCUAGCUGAAAUGGUGCAAGUUAGCAUGGAAAAAAGCUUGAGACAUCUACAAGAACGUGCUUCCACUCUUGUCCGUCCUUAA